Aphanomyces astaci is the source of this 1397-nucleotide messenger RNA. RefSeq lists its product as hypothetical. The transcript has 6 exons. The record is from RefSeq and is a predicted model, not a curated record. The coding region runs from base 7 to 1278 and encodes 423 amino acids. NCBI's taxonomy places the organism in Eukaryota, Oomycota, Saprolegniomycetes, Saprolegniales, Verrucalvaceae.
GCCGAAAUGAACAUGAAAUCGCCCAACAUGGUGAAGUCGCCCGGCGCCGCCCUGCCGCGCAUCAAUCGACCUGGGAAGAUAUCUCUGUCCGAAGAUUCGGCCGGGUUCCACUGGUGGCCGCUUCCCAUCGCCCUCACGAUGGUGUUUGCCAUCUUCUACAUGGGGAACGUUCUGUACGACAGUGGCUGGCUGGACCAACUCACUGGGGGUCUCGUCUCCACGCAGUUCAAUGAAGAGAACAUCCUCACAGGAGGAUGUGCUGCCAUCAACCACGCAAUCACGUGGCGCGAACUCAGCCGCAAGGCUCGGCGUUGCGCGCGCGGGAGUUACUACGAUCCCCUCCACAACACCUGCGCCGGUUGCAUCCCGUUCAUCGCUGACGACAAGUUUAUGGCCGUAUCUUGGGACACCAAGACCAACUGCUCCAAGCUCGUCGAAGAAGCCGAAACCCGAUUUGUGAGCCACGUGUACUGGUCGUUCGCCACCGUGAACGCCGCCACUGGCGCCGUCGUUGCCCCCGUCGACGAGCAGGACAACACCCCCCUCGCCAAAUGUAUGCUGCAGCUCCGCACCCGGUGCAUCCGCCAAAUCGGCGUCAUUGGGGACAUCUCCGCCCAGGACAGCACGUUUGCGGCCUUGGACGACGCCAACCUGCCCACGUUUGUGUCGACAGCCACAGACUGGGUCAAAACGUUGAAGCUGGAUGGCCUCAAUAUUGCCGACCCCACCGGCAACACCGCGGCGGGCGUGUGGACCCGCGGCCCGUUCAUGCUCAAGGCCAUGAAAGCUCUCCGGGAAGGCCUCGACGACGCCGCGUUACCGGAGGAACCGCGGCUUACGCUGUCGUGGGACGAAUAUGCCGCUGCAUUUGACACGGGGAAAAACAACACCACAGGCGGGUGCGGCGCCAAGAACCCGACCGUGCGGUGCUUUCCCACCGGCCUCGACACUAUCGUGGACACGAUUCAGCUGCAAAUGCAUCGCCGACCCGAGACCCUCCCCGUGGCCAACAUCACUGCGACCAACUGGACAGCCAUCAUCCCCCGUCUCAACGAGAAGAUCAUGUACACAUUUCGCAACAAUGUUGGCCUCACGCCCAAAGAUCUCACGGCCAUCGCGUUCGACGGCACUUUUAAAGCCAAAGGCGCGGCGCUGUAUUCGGCUACGGAGGAUGUGGCCACGAAUAAGGCUGCAACUUUGCGGGACAUGGGCGCCAAGGGUGCAUAUGGCGUCUUAAUGCCUACGCAGUUGGUCGACAUGCCCAUCUUGCCAUAUUAAUUGUUGUGGGGAAAGAACCAGGAGACUGUAUUAUUUACAGUAGUACUAUUGUCUUCAAAUCGAUUAAGAGAAUAUGGAUUAAAAAACAGCCAAUCAAAUCACGUCUUGUCUAAUUUCUG